AUGGCCAUCUACAGCGCCGUCCCGCCGCCCGCGGACCACGCCCCAGCGGCGAACACCACGACGCCGCCGCCGAUUGUCCAGUCUCCGUCGACUCCCGUGACGAACGGCGCCAUCGACAUCGAUGCCUGGACCGUCUCCGCCCUGCAAUCCCUCCGCGUGUCGCCCGUGGCCCGCGGCACCGGCUCCCCGCUUGCCAUCCCCAUUGACCUGGACGUCAAGGUGAAGCAGACGGCGUCUGUUGUCGUCCGCAAUGUUGGGUUCGGCGGGGAUGACUCGUCGUCUCCCCCGCGGCGGCCGUUGUCCCGGCGGGAUAGUCAGCGCACGCGCGACAUGGUGAUGAAGGGCAAGGAGGGAAGCCGUCAGCGGAGGCGCUGGGAGAAUGAUCGCCUCAUGCACGUCCCCAACGUCCAGCCCCCGCAGCCGGUCGACUGGGAAGUCCACCCCACGCACCCCAUCCACCGCGUGCCGUACCAGCUGGCCCAGUUCUGGGACCGCGGCGUACGCCAGCACGUCGAGGACAAGACGGUCCGUCUGCAGGCCUCCCGCAAGCAGCAGCAGCUCCAGCGCGGCAGCGCCACCGGUCUCGGCGCCGGCGAGGUCCCGCGCGACCUACGCGAGGCCGCCAAGCGCACCCCCGUCGUGCGCACCUGGGUGCGAGCCCUCGAGGAGCCCGUGAGGCAGUAUCUGUGCGAGCAGGCCCCGCGUCAGGAGCCCGAGGUCGAGGCCGAACCCGAUGCCGAUGUCGACAGCGCCGCUGAGGAGAUGGACUCGGACGACGAGGAGAUUGUCUUUGUUGGCAGGAACGGCGCCAUGCGGGAGCUGCAGGAGAAGCGCGCGCGGUGGAAGAAGGCCCGCAGGGAGGUGUCCCAGGAGACGGUCGACUCGGGCAUGGUGUUUGACUCGUUCGGCACCGACGAGAGCGCCGCUUACAAGCGCUGGCUCACCCACUCCAUCUCCGACUACUACGGCCUCGAGUCCCGCUCCGUCACCAUUGCCAAUCCGUCCCGCCGCGUGGUAUACGUGGGAGUGAAGCAAGUACACCCGCAAGCGGCACCGCCCGGGCGGACGCUACCUCGGCCACUCUGGGAGCUAUGUUGA
This is a messenger RNA of Ilyonectria robusta, 1098 nucleotides long. Its product is annotated as R3H-associated N-terminal domain-containing protein. Bases 1 to 1098 code for a protein of 365 amino acids. Lineage: Eukaryota; Fungi; Ascomycota; Sordariomycetes; Hypocreales; Nectriaceae. The transcript is spliced from 3 exons. The record is from RefSeq and is a predicted model, not a curated record. Gene Ontology annotation, molecular function: nucleic acid binding.